CAACCAACAUCACAUAACGCGUUUUAAAAGACACAGAAGUAGACAUAGAAAAGUUUACGUAAAAAAAUUAAAAAUUAAAAUAAAUAGACCAUUAUGUCAUGUUUAACAAGAUCUUGGUAAAAAAAAAUCCAUAUAAAAAAUUUAUUAAAAAAAAGUCUGGUAUCCUCACGUCUAAUGUAAACAAAUUUUAAACGCGAAAGUUGAACGUUUCUUAAAGGGAUUCAAAUUGUUUUUUUUUUUUUUUUUUAAUUUAACAACAAGUGUUAUUUGAUCUUUAUAAACAGAAAAAGAAUCAUAAAUAAACAUAAAUAAUAAAGUGCUUUAUAAAACAAAAAACUUGGAAAUAUACAGAAGCUUAAACAAAUGUUUAUGAUCAAUUCUUACAUUAAUUUUUAUGGUGCUUGAAGUGAUUUCAAAUUAAAAAAAAAAUAACGAAGAAAAAAAGUAAUUAUUAUUUUCAAAAAUCCAAAACCAGCAAGACAAGACCAGUCAGUCAAUGGCUGAUGUCUGUUGUUUGUAAAUAUUUGUCAACCAUAGUCUAAAUACUACUACUACUACUAUUACUGGUGCCUUUGCUUGCAUUGCUGCUGUUGGAUUAAUGUGGUUCCAUUGACCGUUGUUUGUCUGCCUUGUUUCAGCUAUGCUGCCUUGGAUUAUUAACUACCCUGUCUUGGUCUCACAACGAAAUGGAUCCAAAAAGUUUAGCUAAAACCUGUGCCAUGAAGGAAAAAAGCAAAAAUGCGGCACGCACCCGACGUGAAAAGGAAAAUGCGGAAUUUUUCGAAUUGGCCAAAUUAUUACCACUACCAAGUGCAAUUACAUCACAAUUGGAUAAAGCCUCCAUAAUACGCUUGACCACCUCAUAUUUGAAAAUGCGCCAAGUUUUUCCUGAAGGUUUAGGAGAAGCUUGGGGUUCUUCGCCUGCCAUGCAAAGAGGUUCCACUAUUAAGGAAUUGGGUUCACAUCUUUUACAAACUUUAGAUGGUUUUAUAUUUGUAGUAGCACCUGAUGGCAAAAUUAUGUACAUCUCAGAAACCGCCUCUGUUCAUUUAGGUUUAAGUCAGGUUGAAUUAACUGGCAACUCAAUAUAUGAAUAUAUACACAAUUAUGAUCAGGAUGAAAUGAAUGCGAUAUUAUCCCUACAACCUCAUAUGUAUCAAAAUCCGGAUGCAUUUAUAAAUUCUUUACACCUAACACAGACAAAUCCCGCCUCCAUUGGCAGUCCAAAUGGUAACACAAACUAUGGUGUGGCCGGUGGUGAUCGUGGCUGUCAUACCAUUGAAAUUGAGAAACAAUUUUUCCUGCGUAUGAAAUGUGUUCUGGCCAAACGUAAUGCCGGUCUAACCACUUCCGGUUAUAAGGUUAUUCACUGUUCCGGUUAUUUGAAAGCCCGCAUUUAUCCCGACUAUGGUGAUGGUCAAGGUGGUUAUAUACAAAAUCUUGGCCUCGUAGCUGUUGGUCAUUCCCUGCCUACAUCUGCGAUUACGGAAAUAAAACUACAUCAAAAUAUGUUUAUGUUUAGAGCUCAUAUGGAUUUGAAAUUAAUAUUUUUAGAUGCUAGAGUAUCACAACUUACUGGUUAUGAACCUCAAGAACUUAUUGAGAAGACUUUGUAUCAGUAUAUACAUGUGCAGGAUAUAGUGAACAUGCGUAUAUCACAUCAAAUACUUUUGUAUAAAGGACAAGUUACCACCAAAUAUUAUCGUUUUCUAACAAAGGGUGGCGGUUGGGUUUGGGUGCAAUCCUAUGCCACCUUAGUGCACAAUAGUCGUUCGUCGCGACAAGUUUGCAUUGUUAGUGUAAAUUAUGUUUUAAGUGAACAAGAGGCCAAAGACUUAGUACUUAAUGAAAUACAAACGGGUGUUAUCAAAACUGAACCCAUCUCAACGCCAGCUCCCAUACCAACACCAGCCCUACAUGCCAGUCAUGCAGCAGCCGUUGCCAAUGUACCACAUUCAGUUUCAGCACUAAACAAUAGUGCCAACUCUGUGCUGAGACAUACAACUGCAAGCGGAUUAACUCCCAGCGUUUUGAGUACAAGUCCUAAAUUGGAGGCCUGCUACGAGUCGACGGUGGGUCAAUUGCCAACAGCAGUGACACCAAUUUUAAGUACAAAUAGUAGUUCAAGUAGUAGUAACAAUAAUGGCUACCUAAGUCAACAUCAAGCCACUCCAGCCACACCACAACAGCAAACAGCUCUUCAUAAUGAUCAUCAACAUCAGCCGCUACAGCAACAACAACAUCACCCGCACCAGCAUCACCAUCAUCAUCAUCACCACCACCAAACCGAACAUAUGCAACACCAAGCAAUAAAUCCACAACAGCAACAACAACAACACAUACUAGAUAUUAUGGAUCCUCAUCAGCCUCCGGCCAAUCUUAGCUAUACCCAAUUAUAUCCGGUCAAUGAGUCUAUAGUGAGUUCUAGCAGUUCUUUGGCUCAUGAACACAUGCAUCAAUAUCCCGAUACCACAACUGGCAGCAAUUCAUAUUACGGUAAUAACAAUUAUUAUUAUGAUGCCACCGUAGAUGUAACAGCUGCCUCUUUGAUACGUCCCUUCUCGGCCAAUUCGAAUAGUUGUUCGAGUAGUUCAGAGAGUGAAAGACAACUGUCAACGGGUAAUGCUUCCAUAGUUAAUGGUACUUCACCGCAAACCACCUACAGUGAUCUCAGUCAUAGUUUUGAAUUGAAUUAUUUCUCAGAUAGUAGUUCCCACCAACUGCAUCAUCAGCAACAACAACAGCAGCAACAUCAGCAACAACAUCAUAUACAACACAACACAUUAACCGAACUUGUUUCUCCCUUACAAGGCCACCAUUUAACGCCACUAGAUCAUCAAUCUACAGCGCAACAUCACUCUCUAACACAAUUGGAACUACAGCAACAUCCACAACACUCCAAUCAAAACCAGCAUCAGCAACAACAACAGCCGCAACAACAUAUUGUAGCGAAUAGUUUUACGGAAACCUUUAAAAAUGUCAAUGGACCCCACUAUACCAGCGUUAUAGUUGAGCCCCAACAUUAUAUAAACAAUGAUUAUGUGCAUUAACCUUUAAAGUUUUUGAUCAUUUCAAAAACUUCUAAAGAAACUUCUUCUUCAGCCACCGCUACAAAAAAUCUACAAACAAUAAGUUUUUCUAUUAAUUUCUAUUGUUGCAAUGCUAUUUGAUAUAGAAAUUUAAUUAAAAUAAAUAUGGCUGAGCCAUUUUUAUAAAAAC
Messenger RNA from Lucilia sericata (common green bottle fly), 3219 nucleotides. It is a transcript of the gene sim, whose product is annotated as protein single-minded. The transcript is spliced from 9 exons. Gene Ontology annotation, biological process: regulation of transcription by RNA polymerase II. Bases 687 to 3050 code for a protein of 787 amino acids. The record is from RefSeq and is a predicted model, not a curated record. Lineage: Eukaryota; Metazoa; Arthropoda; Insecta; Diptera; Calliphoridae. Gene Ontology annotation, cellular component: nucleus; cytoplasm; transcription regulator complex. Gene Ontology annotation, molecular function: DNA-binding transcription factor activity, RNA polymerase II-specific; RNA polymerase II transcription regulatory region sequence-specific DNA binding; protein dimerization activity.